Salvia miltiorrhiza (redroot sage) is the source of this 1401-nucleotide messenger RNA. Its product is annotated as protein VAPYRIN-LIKE-like. Gene Ontology annotation, biological process: protein localization to ciliary inversin compartment. The coding region runs from base 1 to 1401 and encodes 466 amino acids. The transcript has a single exon. Lineage: Eukaryota; Viridiplantae; Streptophyta; Magnoliopsida; Lamiales; Lamiaceae. Gene Ontology annotation, molecular function: protein binding. The record is from RefSeq and is a predicted model, not a curated record. Gene Ontology annotation, cellular component: ciliary inversin compartment.
AUGGACAGACUAAUCAAACCAGAAGUUCAAGAACUCAACUUGGCAUUCAUCAAAGGUCAGAAAUGCAGCCAAACAUUCAACCUCAGAAACCUAAUGCACACCAUGCCAGUUGCAGUUUCCCUCACAUCAACCGAUCCAUCGGUUUUCUCUCUCCACCCUUGUCUCUCUGUCAUCCCACCUCUCUCCACUGCCUCCUUCUCCCUCUCCUUGACCAAGCCUUAUGAUCAGCCUCCUCUCUCCACCCCUCCCGCCGCCGUCGUCGUCCGUUCCUCAAUGCUUCCCACGAGAAAAGCCAGCCAUGAUCAUCUCCUCCAUCUCUUCUCCAAGCCAGGCCCUCAUAUCUUCAAGGAUGCCACCAUUCCCAUCUCCCUCGUCGGCCUCAACGUCGCGCAGUUUCUUCUCUCGCCUUGUUCCAAUUCCCUCGAGCUCGAUUUCCAGUUCUCCAAGGCCAUCUCCGUCUGUGAUGAGCAACAGCUCACCUCUCUGCUCAGAGCUGCCGUUGCAAAUGGGAAAUCUUACUUGAUUUCCACUCUGAUCGAGGCAGGUGCUGAAGUUAGCUGCAGAGAGAGGUCUGAUGAUGAGGAAUCUCUGUUGUGUUUAGCAAUUAGGUCUGAAAGGAUUGAGUCUCUGCAACUCUUGAUUGAAUCUGGAUGUGCGGUUGACCCUAGAGUUGACCUUUUGUUACACGCGGCCGUUGCUGUGAAGCGCGUGGACAUGAUGGAGAUCGUGUGUCUGAGCUACGUGGAUCUCGACUUGAACGCAGUGGAUGUGCAGGGCAGGACUGCCCUGCACAUCGCUGCGCUGAAUGGCCACGUGGAGGCCAUUCAGUUUCUUGUCUCGGUGGGCGCUGACGUGGACGUGACGGACCACGAGGGGUGGACCCCGCUGCAUUUUGCAGCGGAGCACGGGCACCUGGACGCGGUGGAGCGUCUGCUGGGGCACGCGGUGUUUGCCAAGUACGCGGUGAACAGGGACGGCAAGACGGCGUUUGGGCUGGCGGUGGAGCGGGGGAACUCGCACCUCUACGACGCGCUGCAGCUGGGGGACGUGCUGCAGAGGGCGGCGCGUGUGGACGACGUGCACACGAUGAAGAGCUGCCUGGCUCAGGGGGCGAAGGUGAAUGGGGUGGAUCAGAAUGGGUGGAGUCCCCUGCAUAGGGCUGCCUUCAAGGGGCAUUUGGAGAGUGUGAGGAUUCUUGUGAGCCACGGGGCUCGCCUCGAUUCCGUUGAUGGAUCGGGCUACACGCCGCUGCUCAGGGCGGUCGAGGCGGGACAUGUUGAGGUAGCCAUGUAUCUCUUGUCACAUGGGGCUAAAGCUAGCCUUAAGAGUUUAGGUGGGCUGGCCAAGUUUGAUUUGGAGGGUUUCAACAACCAUCCUUCUCUUGUUAACCCUUUACAUUAG